AUGCCUACCUUCAAGUACGACGUGCUCAAGACCCUAAAGUCAAAAAAUGAGAAGGACCUCAAGCGCCAUGUCAGCGUGCGCAAGCGACUGCUGCAUCGACACGAAGGAUCUUUGCCCGAUCUCGGAAUCUCGCCGGCUGGCGCAGGCAUUGCUGCAGCUACCAGCGAGGGAAAGGGGGGACCGGAAGAGACUUUAGGAAGCAGGAAUGGUGACUUGAGUAGCUCGCCUCAUCAUUCGCAGCGCAGUGGUGCAAGUCGCCGAAGGCAGAACCUGAGCGAUAGGAUUGCAGCUGCACUCGGCCAAAGCACUGAUACUGAGGAUGACUCGAGCUCAAUCGCAACGACCCUCGAGACAGCUUCCAUCUUGGGACUUCAGACGACUCGCUCUGCGAGCGGAAGCAUCGCUGAUAGAGAAGCGCUCGCCAACAAUACAGCCGCGGCGGCGGAGACUCCUUUGAUCUCGCGCGGCAAGGCAAUCAGAGUCAAAGGGCAGCUGAUGAAGGUCGUGCAGGCUGUCAAAGGCCACCGGUCACAAGCCGGGUCACCGCCUGCGCACAACAUCUCUCCUCUGAACAGCCCACUUGUGCCAUCAAGGCAAGGCCAAGGAUUGUCGGAAUCCUCACACAAUGCUGCUUGGCCCGCUCAAAAAGCAGGGGCGUCCGAAAAAGCCCUUGGAGCGCAUUCCUCGGAUCGCGCCCUUUCCGACAAGCCAGUUGGCUCGUCGCCACAAGAUCCCAGUGCACCUCACAGCCUUCGUACAUCAUCCUCUUUGGAAGACUGGGCUAUGAACGGAUCGGUUUCAGCCCGAGGGAGCCCGUCGCCAGCGUCAAAAGGUCGACGCGUGUCAGUGCAAUUGCCCAACGAAUUUGGAGUCGGUCAUCGACGACGCUCUAGCGCAGACGAUGCUGGCGAGAUGGUCUCGAGCCUGGAUGGUGCCACGCUCUCGGCAAUGGCGGCGAGCGGUAACAUAGCUGACGUCGAUGUGCAACGAUACGACACCUCGACGAAGCAGCGAGUACCAUCCUGGUGCGAUCGUGUGUUGUGGCGAAGCAACGUGAAGAUCGAGGCCGAGGAGGGGCACGCGGAGGAUGGCGCAGGUGACACAAGAGCGUCCCGCGUGACUACAGCACUGUCAAAGGCCGGAGCACAACUGCGUUCAGCUACUUUCCGACGCAAUACCGAUCGCGCAGAUGGCCCAAGCGUGACGUUCGCACCGCCUCCAAAGGUGCCCGUGAGAGGAACUUCCAUAGCCGGUCCAAAGCUACUUCAAGACUCACCAACCGCAACGCAAGCGCCCGCACCUAACGGUUCUAGCGAGAAGCUGGCCAGAACCCAUGGUGGAGCGGCGCACGACCAGGCUGUUCGCCGUCGAUGGUUUGGCCGGCGCCACAAGCUGAAACGCUCUCAGACGCUAGAUGCAGAGACCUCGGAUCGUGCGGGUCUGAGCACAUUGAAGGAGAUGAGCGCCAGCAAUGGCCGCGCAAACAGCGCUGUAAAUCUUCCUUCACAUUUGCGCCGCCAAAAUAGCACAGCUUCCUCUAGUCGCCCCCCAGGAUCCCCGCAAAGCACCAGACUUUUUCCACGGCGAAGCUCCAGCACUCGGACAGCACCGUCAUCAGCGGCGAUGCCUGCUGCGCAAGGCUCAUCAACGCCUGAUGGCGCAGAAGGCAAAGGAACACCACCAAUUUCCUCAGCUCGAAGUUCGCCGUUCAAUUUCGUUAGCUCUCGCAUGUCAGCGGCACGCCCUUCGAGCCCAUCGCCCCGUGGAUCCCCUGGAUUCCGACGAGAACCGCUGGAACAGGCUUCCCCAGGCAGCAAUGCUCCUACCUCUGUUGACACAGAGCUGGCGCGAGGCCUGGCCGCGCCGCCUGUGCCGACCAAGGCUGCGCUCACUGCCUCGCCUGCCGAACCGCCUCGCCGCACAUCGUGGUGGGCAGAGCGCAUCGGUGUGCACCUUCCCUCGCUACGCAGUGCCACUGGCGCACUUUUGCCCUUCUCGCUUUCGGCUGCGCUCGCACGCAGCCAAGAACCUGCCGAGCCUACUCAAGUCCUCGUCGGACCCAAGAAGGGCGAAGUGCAGUGCUUGCUCUACAAAUCACUAGAUGACCGGUAAGUUGGCAUCAUCGAGAAUUUGCUGGCAUAUGCUUUCGAUCGUCAAUGCUAAUGAACUCCUUACUAACCUUUCUUACUUUUUUUCCAGCGAAAUGCGUCAGCUUGAAGGCCGCUCCGAUCACCGACCCGUAAGUCGCCCGGCAGAUCCAGCUCUAUUUCGAGGGUGAUCCUGACGAGCUUCAUACAAAACUCUAGGUCAUCUUCGUUGCCGCUGUCGGCGUGUGA
Ceraceosorus bombacis is the source of this 2336-nucleotide messenger RNA. The record is from the annotation of a GenBank genome assembly. Lineage: Eukaryota; Fungi; Basidiomycota; Exobasidiomycetes; Ceraceosorales; Ceraceosoraceae.